This is a messenger RNA of Lineus longissimus, 885 nucleotides long. Its product is annotated as snRNA-activating protein complex subunit 5-like. Lineage: Eukaryota; Metazoa; Nemertea; Pilidiophora; Heteronemertea; Lineidae. Bases 118 to 519 code for a protein of 133 amino acids. Gene Ontology annotation, biological process: transcription by RNA polymerase II; transcription initiation at RNA polymerase III promoter. Gene Ontology annotation, cellular component: nucleus. The record is from RefSeq and is a predicted model, not a curated record. The transcript has 3 exons.
UCAGUACAAAUGCGUCAUUUCGAAUAAUAGACCAUUUUGCAAAUUAGGAAACCCCUUUGCCUCACAUGCUCAAUCCACAGAUUACAUGUAGAUACAAGAUGAUUUGAAGGCCUCAGCAUGUCAUUUUCUGAAUUAAAAGAGUUGAAGGAAGAAGAGAAAGUCCUUACUGAAAUUGCUAGCAAAUUCAAUGACCAGUUGAACAGACUGAAGGUUGAGGAACUAGCUCUCAUCAAUCAGCUGCGGUCCAAGAGAGAGGAUGAAGCACUCAGUGAAACAACUGAUGACUUCUUAAUGGAUGACGAGGAGAAGUCCAUAAAUGACGACCUGGCUCCUGUUGACCUGUUGGAAGAACUGGAUCUUGCUGUUCAUAAUGAUGAAGGCAAUGAAGGUGAAGUAGAAGAAGAAGAUGAAGAAAAAGAUGAUGAAACAGCUAACGAAGGAAGUGAUGAGGAAGAAUAUCAAGAUGACUUAAAGGCACUGAUGCAACAGAUUAACGCUCAUCGGAGUCAUUAUGAUUGAAAAGGACUAAUUGUGAUUGAAUAUGACCUUGGUUUAAUGCUCAUGGAGUCAUCAGGAUUGAAUAUGAACUCGGAGGGUAUGCUUGUUAGAGUCACGUACUUGAGCCCAAACCUCAGUUCAGAAUUCUGUUGUAGCAAAGUUUGGUUGAAAAAGGGUGCUGUCUUGAUGUUUUCAGAUUGUUGUUGUGGCCUCAUCUGCCAUGAGGUAUUAUUAAGAGCCAUAAGUAAGUAAAGUAAUGAAGGUACCUGUUUUGUUGGAAAAAAACAAUGUACCUUCAGUUGUUGAAAACUUUAUUUCAUUGUUUUAUCAUGUUUAGUACAUGUGUUCCACAUAUCACGAAACAGGACAAAUAAAAAAUGUGUACAU